AUGUCUAAAAUUUCGGUUUGCUCCAACGCCUCAUCCUCCUCUUCCUCAUCGAAAUCAUCAAUUUUGGUUUCGCAGAAUUCAACGGCCAGCCAUUCUGAUCAACACGUCCGAUUUACCAUUCCAAAAUUCUCGGAGCACGUUUCUUUUGAGCGUGACUUCUUCCGGGAACCUUCUCCAACCCCUGUAACUUCAACCAAGACCAAAAAAUCGAAAAAGGUAAGAGAUUCUUCGAGUCGAACAUCAGCUAUCAAGUGUAAUAUAAAAUCCUCGAAUAAAAUACUAAUUUUCCCAAUUUCAGAACUCCAAAAUCCCAAUGGACGAAGUUGAAAUGCUCCGAAAAGGCCUUCGCUCGCAACAUGGACAGAUUGUGCACAGUGACAGCGACGAUGACUUCGUCGAACAUGAUUUCCGAAGAAUUUUGGCUUAG
Bursaphelenchus xylophilus (pine wood nematode) is the source of this 427-nucleotide messenger RNA. The record is from the annotation of a GenBank genome assembly. NCBI's taxonomy places the organism in Eukaryota, Metazoa, Nematoda, Chromadorea, Rhabditida, Aphelenchoididae.